AAUCAAAACCUGGUAGUAGUGUUUACAUGGAACUAAUGUAAUUGUUAAGAAGCUUGCUGUUCAUAAUUUUAGAGACUUCUUGGUUGAGAAACUGUUUUUGCAGUGAUGUACAAUAACAGUUACACCCGGCCCAAAGUGGCACUGAAGGCUCAGGACAUUCGCAGAUCGAAGGGAAAAGGCUGUGGGUAUUAUCUCCGCAUCAUCUUCUUCUUCUCUUCACUGAUACAGUCUUUGAUCAUCGUGAGCCUGGUGCUCUUCUUAGUGUACGGUCAGCCAGAGAAGAGCGCUGAUGAGAAGAGAGUGGAUGAGCUGCAGCAGAGUACCAACAAGCUCUCGUCAGACAACGCCAAGCUAAGGAAGGAUAAAGCCGACCUCACUGCCCAGCUUAAGACCAAGACGACGGAGAAGGAUGCAGAGGUUAAAAAAGUGGUGAAACUUACAGCAGAGUUGGAUGCUGCCAAAGCAAACAACACAAAGCUUUUCCAAAUGAUAGCUAGUUGUCAAGCAUCUAAGACACCUCUAGUUCGGAGUGUAGUCCCAUGUUCACAGAGCGGUGGUACAAGUGAGCACAUGAGAACCUUACAGACUCUCUUGGAACAGCAGAGGUCUCUGUAUACAAUCCUCCAAACUAACUUCAGUCAAACGGUUCAAAACCUCAAGUUCGACUUGGACAGUGCACUAAAAGAUAAAAGUAAGCAUGACAUGGCCAUGCUGAAACUGAAAAAUGAGAAAGAAGAUCUGACUUCUGAGCUUGAGCUUUACAAAAAGAAGUGCAAGGAGGACUUUGUGAAGUCGCUGCAGGGCAUCCAGGAUGUCACGACUGCUUUCCUAACCAAGAUUGACAACCUCUUCCCUGACACCUUUACCUUCCACCUUACUUGUUCAAAGCAACAGGAACAAAUGCAGAAGAUCCACGCAAAUUGCACAAACCUUUCCCGGCAAGUAGAAGACAAGUUCCAGAACUACUUGAACUCAGUUGGCGAUAAAGUUUCAACCCUUCAAGCGCAGAGCAGCCGAAUUGAAGUUGAAAACAAUAGGCUAACUUCUGAAAAUAAGAAGUGCAUCCAGGAUCGUGCUCAAGAAGCUGAGCAGUGCACAAAGCUUCUUCAGGAGGCUCAGCAAGUGCAGGACAGACUGGUGGAGCCACUACUGCAAACCCAGAAACAACUAUUGCAGGAAAAGCAAAUGCUGCAAUCUUCAUGUGUCCCAAGGCCCCCAAUGCCAAAACCGAACGGAAUGGAUAUGAUGUUACCUGGAUAUGCAGGUCCAUACAAAACAGGGAGCAGUCAACCAAAGGCCAGUUAAAGAGUGAGGAGCGAGAGGCACACGGUUUGUCUCCAGUCCAGCCUUAGAGGAACAGCUCAAAAUUUGUGCUUUUGAGGUUCUAACUUUCAUGAGUUUAAGGUGAAGUGUAAAAGUAUUUAAAGCAUAGGCAUUAAUAAUACCGUGCCAGUAUUAAUUAGUUGUAUAUACUAGGAUGUACAUGAACAUUGUCAGCAAACAACUGUAUGCUAAACAUGAUGGUAACUAUUUUGUGUGGGAAAAAAAUCAAAUUAAUAAUAAUGUAAAAAAAAAAGUCUGUCAGGGAAGUGUGAAAAUAGCCAUGGCUACUUUGUAAAUCAGGCCGAAUAAACUUCACUGUGAACUUUAUAAAUGAAUGUUAAUUAAUAGCAAUUUUUUUCUCAGUUAAGUUAUAAUAUUGUUAACAAUGCAAGAAUACUUUAUAGCCUUACAUGUCCUGCAAAGGCUAAGGGGUAAAAACAAUCUGAACAAGAGCCAAUAAUACAUGAUGAACUGUACAUAAUUUCUUGAUAUUAAAAUAUUUAAUGUGUGUUUUGUUUAUUUGUUUAAAGCAUAUAUAUAUAUAUAUGUAUACAGUAUACACUGUAUGUUCAUCUUCAGUCCUUCUUGUUUAUUUUCUAAACAAUGUGCUUUGUAAAUACUAUUAAAUACAGUUGAUAAAAUUAUCACAAUUAUUUUAUGACAGAAUCAUUUUAAAUAAUCACUUUGUUUAAUUUUGGUUUGUCAAUGAGCAGUAAGUAGAUAAAAUAUUAUAGAAUUGUCUCUGUUCUUGUUUUACUUUCCAUAUAAUCACUUCAGUUCAUUGCACGACUGAAAAAAGAGGAUUUUUAUUUGAUCUAAAACAAUUUUUAUUUUACAACCAGAAAUCACAAUACAGUGCAUGGUUGCAACCGUGUCUCAUGUCUCACCAGAAAAUACAAUCAUACACGUCCAAAAUUCUAUAAGGCAAUUAUAUGAGAAUACAGAAAGUGAUUAUUUCCCUUUAUGCUGUGUUUCAGUGUAAACAUUUUAGAACAGCUUUUUUUUUAAACUUGAAUGAUUUAAAAACUGUAAGCACUAGCUUUACUGCUAAAUGAUAUUCACAACCCACUUACAUAUAUUUAGUUCAUUGUCCUUUUAGAGCGUUUACAGUUUGGAGUUUCUCUCUCUAAGCCUCUAUGAGCUUUGCACAUUUUGAUGAUCUCAUUUUCUUCCAUUUCCCAAUCUCAAAAAGUUGGGACACUGUACAAAAUGUGAAUAAAAACAGAAUGCAAUAAUG
Molecule: messenger RNA, 2560 nt
Organism: Tachysurus vachellii
Lineage: Eukaryota; Metazoa; Chordata; Actinopteri; Siluriformes; Bagridae
Gene: plvapb
Product: plasmalemma vesicle associated protein b
Exons: 5
Coding region: 106-1305 (399 amino acids)
Biological process (GO): positive regulation of cellular extravasation; regulation of vascular permeability
Cellular component (GO): caveola
Source: RefSeq, a predicted model, not a curated record